AAAAAAAUGACAUUUUGCAAAAUAAGAAUCACCCUUUGACUUUGCCAUCUCUGCUUUGAUUGGAUGUUCCAUCCAUACGAAAAGUAAAAAGUUUUCUAGCUGACGGACUGUGAAAAUUUAAGGGGGAGGUGCGAACGAAAGUGAUUUGUCUUUAAUUCGAAGAGAUCUUCGCUUCAAUUAAUUUUUUUUUAUUUCCAACCAAAUAAAAAAGAAAAGGAAAAACCAAACACACAAUCUAAAAUAACCAACUUAACUUUGCAAAACCAAUUUUGGAACAUCUCUUCAGCUGGUUUUGUUUCAAAGAAAACUUCAAAAACACAAAUUCAAUUUAGAUAAAACAAAAAAACAGCAAUCAAAACAACAACAACCACAAACAAACAAAAACUUACGAAAAAUGGCUCACGUCGGACGAACAGUUAAAAACCUAGAGGCACCACGUCCGCUCAAGUCUCAAUCGAGACCAAAUUUAAAAAAUAAUUACAUGCUCAUCGAAGAACUCAUUCAAUUAAUUGAAAAUGUUGCCUUGAAUCUAGCCUCGGGUAUUAAUAAUCCCGAGCCAAUGGUGUCUCUGGUUCAGAAUUUACGGGUUCAUGGACCACAGUUGGAAAAUGUUUCCAAAGAUACGCUCGACAGAGCAUUUGUAGUGUUUCGGAAUGCCUCACAGGAUGAGCGACUAAACAUUAUGACCAGACUGAAUCUACUUGAACUGAUUGAAUUGCGAGCCAAAGGUUGGCAAGACAAUGGCUUCAAUUCCUAUUAUAAAAGCAAAGCAACAAAUGUUGAACCUGAAAGUGCAAAUAAUCACACAGUAGUUGUUGAUCAAUCAUCAGAGUAUUUAAGCACCUCCCCCACAAUGGGUGGAGUAAAUACAGCUCGACUACAGCAAACACAGCUCCUUGGUCCGGGCGAAAUCAUCCGUAAUUCUGGCAAAUUCCCCAAGCCAACAAAAAUCCCUGGAAAAACUUAUUGCAAAGAUGAAGUUGUCAUUCGCAAUGCUGAUUCUGGCAAAGUUAUGGGCAUUAAGGGAAGACGAGUCCAUAUGAUUGAGGAGUUAAGUGAAACGAUAAUAUCUUUCCAAAGAGUAAAUCCCGGAGCCAAAGAGAGAUUGGUGCAGAUUACUGGACCAAGCGAAGAGAAGAUUAACUACGCUAAACAACUUAUCGAAGAUACAAUACGCAGAAAUGCAUCGCCUGUUCGUUUGGAUCCAUCAAUGGGUGGCGGACAUAGCGGCGGUGGUGGUGCUGGUGGCUCAUGUAGUUCUCUAGCUUCAUCCGCAUCGGAUGAAGCCCAACCGAGAACUGUUAGUGGCAGCAUUUCUCACAACAUGCCCAAUCGAUUGAGUCUUAAUUCGACGUCAGCUGGUAAUUUCCUUACUGGCUCAACAAACAGUCCAAAUUUGAUGUCUUCGACCCCAUCAACCAAAAUGAUGCGCAAUAAUCAACAAGCGUUACUUCAUUCAUUCUCAACGAAUGAUGCUUCACUUGGUGAAUACAAGUAUACAGUUAAUGUGGGUCAGCAUUUAAUCAAAAUAACAGGAGAUUGUUGUGAUUUAGUUCGAGUAGCUAAACUGGUACUUGAUGACUAUUUUAGCAGCAAUGAGUUUCUGGCAUCUGUGGAAGCAGGUGCAGCCUUCGAUGGAUCAAUGGUCAGUCCAAUUUCAACACCAAGUACUCCAAUGGGUGGUCCCCCUCAGUUUAUAAUGGGAACACCCCUUCAAAUGGCUCCUCCAUUGGCCGACAGUGGAAUUGGCUUAAACUAUAUGGCUGGACAGAUUUCCAAUACAAUGGCCGAAGGCGAUGAUGAUGUCUUUGUAGAUGCUUCAUCGCUUAGCAAUGGUUUAGCCCGGUCAAGAAGAAGCCAUUUUUCACGCAAGGAUUCAGUGCCAGAAACUAAUCGUAUCAAAAGCGAAGGAUCAAAUGCGGACUCUGUGCGAAUUAUCCACGAAUACGAACACCUUUUGUUCUAUUCAAAAAGUCCACAUUCAUGGUCAUUGCCCAGUGAUUGGCAGAAAAUCUGUGAGCGAUUUCCAAAGAUCAUAAGGAACAAGAACAUCAACGAUGAGACGGAUCGAUUUGACGGUGAGAAAUACUUGCAGCUGGUUAAAUCAGCCAGCAAACGAAACAUAGCAACAGCUGAUGAAACGACAAAUGAUACAGACAACCCCCAUGAUAACGAGUGAAUCAAAGAUAUUAUUUUUGUAUUAAAUUAUUAUUAUUUUUUUUUUAUUUUCAAAUUUUGUUAUUUGAUGAUGAUGGGUAAAAUCAUUUAACGCAUCCUUUUUUUUUUAUUAUUUUUAAAACUUUAUUUGUGCGAAAAUUAUUAUUAUUAACGAAAUGUUCGUAUAAGUGCAAUUAGAGAGGCGCGUUUUUGUGAUAAAAUGUAUAAACUUAGUCACAGUUCAGGAAUUUGUAUCUUAUUUUGUUUGGAAAAGAGACAAGUUUUUGAAUGAAUUCAUUUUUGACUUGGUUAAUAAUUACUCAUGUUGUACUAGGUUUUUAUACAUUUUAGCACAAAAAUACGACCUACAAUAAUUUUUGUCUUCAAUAUCAAAACACGCGUUGUUUCAUACAAGAUUUAGACCUAAGUUCUUAUCACAUUUAUACACACAUAUACACACACAAUUUUUAUCUAUUAACGACGAUUAAUUAAUUUUCCUUUUUCCAAUUUGAUUUUUUUUUUUUUGGUUUGAUAUUUUUAAUUUUGGGUUCUUAGUAAAAAUUACUGUCCUAGUUAAGAAUAUUAAUUAAGUCACCUAUACUUAUUACUAACUUAUUUUUCUGAGUUUAUAAAAGUGCUGUACAUACAAAAGUAAAGAUUUUUAAAAUCUUAAAUUAUGGUCCUCCAGAUUAAUUCUCUGAUUCAGUUAGUUGCAUUCACACCACGUUGUUGUGCAGGAUUAAGCAGCAUUCAUUAUGUAUGCGAAUCUUAGAACAAAAAGUUCCUAUGUACCGUUAAAUAGAUAAGGAGAGAACAGAAAUCAAUUCUUGAAUAUUUUUCAAAUAGAAUUUUACUAAAAUCA
This is a messenger RNA of Episyrphus balteatus (marmalade hoverfly), 3019 nucleotides long. RefSeq names its product eukaryotic translation initiation factor 4E-binding protein Mextli (gene mxt). Gene Ontology annotation, biological process: positive regulation of translation; regulation of formation of translation initiation ternary complex. The record is from RefSeq and is a predicted model, not a curated record. Lineage: Eukaryota; Metazoa; Arthropoda; Insecta; Diptera; Syrphidae. Gene Ontology annotation, molecular function: translation initiation factor activity; RNA binding; eukaryotic initiation factor 4E binding. The transcript has 10 exons. The coding region runs from base 395 to 2179 and encodes 594 amino acids. Gene Ontology annotation, cellular component: RNA cap binding complex; cytoplasm.